Molecule: messenger RNA, 5333 nt
Organism: Cladophialophora immunda
Lineage: Eukaryota; Fungi; Ascomycota; Eurotiomycetes; Chaetothyriales; Herpotrichiellaceae
Exons: 2
Coding region: 85-4890 (1601 amino acids)
Biological process (GO): ribosome-associated ubiquitin-dependent protein catabolic process; rescue of stalled cytosolic ribosome
Cellular component (GO): RQC complex; cytosol
Molecular function (GO): ubiquitin protein ligase activity; ribosomal large subunit binding; zinc ion binding
Source: RefSeq, a predicted model, not a curated record
CCCCACGAGGCUGCACGCUCAGUCCAGACAUCGCGUAGUUCAUCUCGUCAAGCACCGCAAGUUCAGGAGGACGACCGCGGCAGCAUGAGCAAGAAGUUCAAGUCACAGGCCUCCGCCUCGAGCGCUCGUGCUGCUUCUGCUGCCUUUGGAUCGUCCUCGUCCCCCGCCUUCGGCUUUGGCGCGCCGUCCCCGGGAUUCCAAACUGCGCCCUCUUCGCUAUCCUACGUCGCUGAACAACCAGAUCUCAGCAUUGUCUCGAAUCCGAACCUAGUUGUCUCCCUUCGAAAUCUUGGCAAGAAGGACAGCACUACAAAAGCCAAAGCGCUUGAGGAGGUACAGGAUUAUGUCAACUCGUUGACCUCGGGCGACGACAUUGAUUCGGGCCUCCUGGAAGCAUGGGUCAAUUUAUAUCCACGGACUUCCAUGGACAAUGCACGCAGAGUCCGCCAACUCGCCCAUGCCUUGCAAGGCUCCCUCACUGCUCUCGCCGGCAAACGGAUGGCACCUCACCUACCAAAGGUGAUCGGAGCGUGGCUUUCUGGCUGCUAUGAUAAUGACAAGUUGGUGGCUCGGACGUCACAAGAAUCGGUGGCAGCUGCGUUUGCCACAGAUGAUAAGAGACGGGCGCUGUGGAAAGUUUACAGGAACGCCCUCCUUGACUACGCCGAUGAUGCCAUCUUGGUCCAGACACCCCAAACCUUGAGCGAUGAACGGUCGACCACGCCAGAUGAUUCAGAGGCGAAGUUUGUUCGAGUAGCUGGAAAUGCUAUGCAGAUGCUCAGUCAAGCUAUCAAAAUCAAUUUCGUCCGAGAAUCGGGAGCCGGCAAGCCUGACGUUCCUGAGAGUUUUCGAAGGAUUGCAGCGGACAGGAGACUUUGGGAAUAUUCGUCUCACGACGACCCCAUUCUUCGAAGAGCUGUCUGUAACCUAGCCAGCAUAUGUGCAAGUGUGAUUCCUGGACAACUGGAUUGGAAAAUCAUGAGUGCUUGUUUUAUUGGCAGAGCUUUGCAUAGCAGCCAGUUAGGUUCGUCUCGCCAACUGUCAGAAGCGCUUCUGACUCUCACCUCAGUCCGGCCGGAGGUAUGGACCACGGAUUAUUCGUCGAAAACACUGGCGUCAAAAAGACUGUUCCAGUACUUUCGGAAAGGCUCACAGCGAGGUCCGGCGGAUUUCUGGUUUGACAUCGCCUUGCUCCUCAAGAAGAUUCCAGUCGAAGCCUGGACCGCCCUCCCCGAGGAUGGAAAAGUCCACGUCAAUGACGCCACAACAUUACUUGAGUCAUUGCGCGCGGGCAUAACCAGCAGUGAAGAACCCCGUCCAAACCUCGAAGCUGCGUGGUCCGCUUACGUCGACGUCUCUUUCUGGGCACUCCACUUGUUAGGAGAUGACCGGUCCAGAGAAUCGCUACUGGAAAAGGAUGUCCUGCCCUUGGCCAACCAAUACGUUGUUCAAGAUCCUAAGCAAAGCGCCUGGGACAUUCCGAUUACAUGCAACGUCAAGAUUGCGGCAUCGAUACUCAUAAGUCUAAUCCGUGGCGAUUGCUACUCCUCAUUCGAGAAUGCAUGGGUUCGUUACUGUGAGCAACUCAUUACUAGCAUGAAGCUAUCUCUGCCUGAAAACUCGCAAGAUUUUACGAAAUCACAGGACGCCGUGAUUGCGCAAGUCCAACGGAUUUUCCGCCUUAAGCCCCUUGUUGUUGGGGCCGAGUCUCUAUCGCCGGCCGGCAAGUCGCAUGCAGCGGACGUCUUUCAAGAAUCAGAUCGCCUGCUGCUGAAUGCUGCUUUGCAGCUUUUGAAAGCGCGUAACGGCAAGCCAUAUGGAGCAGCCGCUGUUCUCGAGGCAGUCACUGCCCCUAUGGAGACAGUAACGUCCAGUUUAUUGGGAGAAUUCCUAGACUCAGAUGCCAUCGACCUCCUUACUAGUCCGUCUGCAGAGUAUCUAUCCUUGAUCCUGCUACAUUUCCAUCGUAAUCUGGCGCAAGCAUUCACAAAGUUGAUGGAUACAGAAAAGAAUGCCGCGGCCAAUGCACUUGCACGUCUUUUAGGUCAAGCUUCCGAAGAUGAUCUCUCACAGAAUCCUGCAAUCCAGCUCUUUAUCAUGCGCCAGAUAUCAUCACGACUCGACGACGGCUUUGCACAAGAUAUCGUGAGAAGUAUAUUGAUGAAUUCCAAACUUGUUCGGUCCAGUCUGCACACGAAUUGUUGCCAAACGAUUCUAGUUCAGUUAUCGCCGGGGGCCGACUCUGCGUCACAGCUCGCAGUUCUUCGCUUCCUCCUCAAUACAUCCAGCGACCCUCGGUCGUCAUUUCUCUUCACUGACGAUAUAGGAAGCAUGAUCCUCUCGAAGCUGCUCGUUCUCUCCGACUCUGACAACGUGGAAACAGCCGAAUUGGCAACCUCGCUUAUAGCCAAAAUCAAAACAUUGCCUGCUGGAGCAUCGUCUACAGUAGCUUCUUCUACUGCUGUCAUUGCAGAUCAACUUUCCGGGAGCGGCAUCCCUCUUUCCAUCUUCUUAUUGAUUGACCUCGCCAAAGACACACUCAAAACUUCGCCGUCACCCGAACCUGGCGUGACCACCGCCCUUAUGCCAUCUGCUACUCAGUGGAAUGCUGCUCUCGAAGCUCAUAUGCACACUCCACCACCUCUGUCACUUUCAAUCACAAACCCACUUCACGGACUUGUCUUCAUGAUUCGGCCGGUGGACCCUGUCACAAACAAGAAGCGAUUCAAAGACCCCGAUGGAUGCUCUCUCCUAUUUCGGCUGGUUCUUUACAUGACGAAGAUGCUAUCAGACACCGAGUUAAUGGCCCUCGCAUCAGAAGAGCAACUACAAACGCUCUACACUUACUAUCCCCUUGCUCUACAAUUCGUCAAUCAGAAGUUGACCCUGGAGAUUGCAAGUGAUCUCUGGCAAAGCACGAGCGAUGAGGUCACGGAAGAGGCUGCUGAAUCACUUGCGCAAGGAAAUUCUUUCGUUCAGAAAUGGGCUCAAGAUGAUAAGAUGCUUGAAAUUUGGAUCGAAAAGAUUCGUUCGACCAAGCUUUUAGACCCGCAGGCUUUCUACUACAGCUUGACGUUUACCGACAUAGGGUUGCGUUCCAUCGACGAACAUGGGCAUGCAUCAAUCACGUCCCCAAUGAAGGAGGAAAUAAAUAGCAUGUACCGAUUGGAAGAGGUUGCGCGGUCGGCAAGUCUGAUUUGCACGUGUCGGGACUAUCUCAUCGGCUCACCACAAGGCCAUAAACUACUCAACGAAUUGAUUACCGCAGGAACCGACUUGAAGAUUCCUUCGACAGUCGAAAAGGGCUUACCGGCACUGGUACUACUAGACCUUCUCCUAGGUGGACAGUCUAAACCCUUAGAGACCAUUUCUAGUCCACGACAGAUCUUCCUGAUGCAAACUCUAGAGCGCGUGGCUGGCGAUGCCUCUGCUAGUUUGGCUUGUCAAACAAUGGCCAUGAAACUUCUCGAACCAGUUGUUACGGCUACCAAAGACAUCUACGGGGACCAUUGGGAACGCAUCCUUCAAACCUUGGCGACCAUUUGGCGGAAUGGCAGUGACCUGAACAACGAUCUCCCUCUCCUACAUGCCUCACUUCGUGUAUACGAGCGUUUAAGAGAACUUGCCAGCGCUGAAGAUGCAAAUGAAGACUUGGUUGAAGCCUGGGAAGCCUCAAGACCGUCUCUGGAAGAGGGACUGCUACACUGUCUCAACAGCUUCAAUAAACCGAGCAACGAGGUGAACCAACCCCGCCAGAUUACGGCUGAACUGCUUCGAAGACAUCUUUCGCAUAUCAACGUGCGACCAGAUGCAGACUUGUAUUCCUUCUUAUCGUCGCCGGAAGCUCCGGUACGGAGGGCUGCUUAUGACCUUCUGCAUCGGUCAAUCCCCUCCGAGCAGGAGCAGACCUCGCUGGACGUUGCGCUUGAGUCAAAAGUUGCUCGUCUCCCAUCCGAACUUUUGAGUGUACUAUUGGAUACGGCAAACCCUUCCGCGUCAGGGGCCGCGGCGUCGCGGCAGAGUUAUCUGCUUUCCUGGCAUUUAGUCUUUGAUCACUUUCCGACGGCGUCGUACGCUCUCCGGGGCUUCUAUGCCACCAACAUCAAAGACAACGCUACUCUCGGGAGUCUCCUUGACUUGAUUUGCGAUAUUUGCCGGAUCCCGAGUGGCCGCCCAAUUGAUGCGUCGAAGGUCGACAUCAAAUCCUUUGAACUUGAUACCAACGAAACAGAUGAACAAGAGCAGCUGCAUCUCGCUAUGCACCUUUAUUAUUGCUGUCUAUUGUAUCUUCCUGGACUCACACGAAGUUGGUUCAUUGAACAAAAGAACCGUAUCAAGUCACCGUUGGAGAGCUGGACCCAGAAAUACUUCGCUCCAGCCUUGAUAUCCGCCGCAGCUGCAGCAGUCAGUGACUGGAUACGAAGUCAAUCCCAAGAGGAAACUGAUGCUCCAUUGACGGUUAAAACAUCACUGAGUGGUUCCGAAGUGGUAGCGUCGAUUGCGGUAGAUCCCGAGUCGCCGCCCAUAUCUUUAGCGAUAUCUCUGCCGAAAACCUACCCUCUGGACUCCCCAACCGUGUCCUCCCGCACUAGAGUAGGUGUCUCGGAGAAGAACUGGCAAUCGUGGUUACGAACCUUCCAAAUCAUCAUAUUCAGCACUGGCAGCAUUAUCGAGGGCCUCAUUGCCUUCCGGCGCAAUGUCCAGGGCGCGCUGAAGGGCCAGAGUGAGUGUGCCAUCUGUUACUCAAUCAUUGGGACGGACAUGCAAACCCCUAACAAGCGAUGCGGAACCUGCCGCAACACCUUCCAUGGGGCUUGUCUCUUCCGAUGGUUCAAAAGCUCCAAUAGUUCAAGUUGUCCUCUGUGUCGAAACAACUUCAAUUACGCCUGAGGGAAAGUUGUGGGGGAUUUUUGGAAGCCUGGGAGCCGCCAGUGGACGGAGUUGACUUGCUGCCUUGACCACCAAGUUCCAAUGCGCCAAAUUUUUAUGCGCAGCUUCCUGGGCUGUGCCAGAACAAUUGCAUAAGUCCUAUAUCGUGAAUGACACGGCUUUAACGACCCAUCUGUUACGUGACAUAGAGAAGUCCGCUAUGCACCAGGAUACGCAGCUUUGUCUCUUGCUCCGGUUCAGAAUACAUUUUUAAUCAGCCUGAAGCGUAACAUUAGAGAAACUUUCACCGUGAAUGGUGUCUAUGUGGAUGGCUCGCCGCAGGGACUUGAUACUCUGACCGGCCUCUAGAUUGGGUCAUUCCCAUAUGUAAAGAGUGUAUUACCUAGGUAGCUCAGUGUGUUACCACAUAGCAGACAGAUGCUUCCACAAUAGCUCGAAACACC